Doryrhamphus excisus (bluestripe pipefish) is the source of this 916-nucleotide messenger RNA. Its product is annotated as histone H3. Lineage: Eukaryota; Metazoa; Chordata; Actinopteri; Syngnathiformes; Syngnathidae. Gene Ontology annotation, cellular component: nucleosome. Gene Ontology annotation, molecular function: protein heterodimerization activity; DNA binding; structural constituent of chromatin. The record is from RefSeq and is a predicted model, not a curated record.
GUUAAUGAUUGGCUCAAUUCAAUUUCUCUUGUCCAAUAGUUGUUUAGCUACAGCGCGGGUAGUUCCGAAAUUGACCAAUAAGUGAUGGUGUUUGUAAAUAAAAGCCGCUGAGCUCCGUCAUGUCCCCCAUUCACUUCGUUACAAGUCGCAAUGGCAAGAACCAAGCAGACAGCCCGUAAAUCCACUGGUGGCAAAGCGCCCAGGAAGCAGCUGGCCACCAAGGCAGCUCGCAAGAGCGCCCCUGCUACCGGUGGAGUUAAAAAGCCUCAUCGUUAUAGGCCUGGCACCGUGGCUCUGAGGGAAAUUCGUCGCUACCAGAAGUCAACGGAGUUGCUCAUUCGCAAACUCCCGUUUCAGCGCCUGGUGAGAGAAAUUGCUCAAGAUUUCAAGACUGAUCUGCGCUUCCAGAGCUCAGCUGUAAUGGCUCUACAGGAGGCUAGCGAGGCUUACCUGGUUGGCCUGUUUGAGGACACUAACCUCUGCGCUAUCCAUGCUAAGAGAGUUACCAUCAUGCCCAAAGACAUCCAGUUGGCUCGCAGAAUCCGGGGAGAGAGGGCUUAGGUUUUCUCAACCCAACCUUAAAGGCUCUUUUAAGAGCCACCACACUCUCCACUAAAUGAGUCAGUCCUUUACUUACAACUAGUACAAGUAUUGUUGUUGUACUGCAUGUCUUUUCAGUUAUUGAACACAAUAUUUUGUUCUCAUUAAGUAGUUGUAUUUGAAACCACGUGGGUGGGUUGUUUGGAAUGCAAUAUACCAUACAAUUCAAAAGGGGGGAAGAACAUUUAAAUAUAAUUUCUCACAUCAUAAUGAUUACACUGUGUAUAUGGAGAGUGCUUCCACUUGAUGAAACAUUUACAUGUUCCAUUAAUUAUUUAGUAACUAUCUUGACAUGAUUGGAAACGGCACUUAAAGC